AUGGUUACUCCUGAGGAGAAACGGAUAAAUCGUUACAUCUGGGGUCUGGCACCAGAAUUUCGGGGAAUGGUUACCUCAGCAAACCCAUCUACUAUUCAGAGUGCAGUAAGUCUAGCAAAUCGACUAACCAAUGAUGCAAUAAGGAUUAGAGCAUCGACAAAGGAAAACUCUAGUAGCAAGAGGAAGCCAGUAGAUCAGGGAGAGAAGAAGUAUGGAGGCAAGUCAGGGAGGAAGCAGAAAGUCUCAAGAAACUUUAUGGUAAGAGCCCAGGAGCAAGAACCAGUGAAAACUCAGGAACAGGAAGUCAUGGAAGUGCAGGAGCGAAAGCAGUACUCAGGACCGCUUCCGAAGUGCAAUAAGUGUAACUUCCAUCACAAGGGAGCUUGCCCAGUGUGCCAAAACUGUAAACAAACAGGCCAUUACUCGAAGUAUUGUAAGUUGAAUAAGGAGGGAAAAGGGGCAUGUUACGAGUGCGGCAGUACUGAUCAUCUCCGUAGAGCAUGUCCCAAACUGAACAAGGGGCCUGGUAUCAAUGGACAAGGCCAAGCCAGGCAAAACUUCCAAGGAAAUCAAGGUGGACGGCCAAGAGGUGUAGCCUUUAUGAUUGGUGCAGAAGAAGCUCGUUAG
This is a messenger RNA of Lactuca sativa (garden lettuce), 627 nucleotides long. Lineage: Eukaryota; Viridiplantae; Streptophyta; Magnoliopsida; Asterales; Asteraceae. The record is from RefSeq and is a predicted model, not a curated record.